GUUUACUGCACAGAAGACAGCUCUUAAGUUAUUAAAGUUCUCGCUCUUUUUCCACCCCAAAAAAACCAAACAAAAAUAUUUAACAGCGAUUCUCGUCAGUGUGUUGUGCCAGUGUGAGCGCACUGUUAAUGUGACUUUGACUUGUUUUGCUGCUUCACAAACAUCGCCAUUUACCUGCCGGGCCAUUUCCUCGUUCGUGUACUGGAAUGAAUAUGCUUUCGAGAAGCAUUGAUUUCAGACAGUGCUCAAGUCAGGUUGUUUAGCUGUGUCUGUAUGUAUGUGUGUACGUGUGUGUGUGUUACAUGCUUGUAAAACCUUUUGUUUAAUGUAUGACGUUGAUGAUCAUUUAGAAGGAUCAGCAGGCGCGUGCCAUGUUGGUCAGACUCACCUGAGAACAGGAAACCACAGAGAACCUCAGACUGCAAAUCUGUCAUCUGCUCUAUGAGAUCUAACAACAGACAUGCACAUCCUCUUUAAGAUGUAGUCAUUAUAGACAGUAUUAAUCUUAUACAGAAAUUUUUCAACAAGUUCAACAAUUCUACCCCUCAAGAUUGUUCUGACAGACUGUCCAGGACAGGCUUGCUUUAAUUUAAUUGUAAAUUUCUAUCAUUUCUGAGAUAUAUAAAUGCAUACAUUUCGUUUUUAUGCACAGAGCAUGUUUAAUCACACGAGCUGCAUUUCUUGUUUCCAGCCUCACACCUCUAUUGCUGGUUUGGUUGCUGGUGAUCCUGCUAAGCAACAUUCCACUUGGAACUUGACGAAGCAGCGUAUCGUUCAUAUCUGAGUUUAUGUCUUGUAUAGAAGACAGAGGGAGAGUGUUCGUUUACACCGUGUUCAAAAAAGUUUGGAAAGUACAGGGGAAUGGAAAGCCUAAUCAGCAUCCUAUCGGACUGGUUUGGGGAGCUUUAGUGAUAAGCAGGAAGGAGGAAACGACAAAACAAAGCUUUUGUGAGCAGAAACACAGCUGCUGAGACUGAGGUGGUAGUAACCAAACUUGGAAAACCGGCAAAAUGCCUAUUCCUCCACCACCUCCUCCUGGACCUCCACCUCCCCCUACUUUCAGCCAGGCCAACACUACCCCUCCCAAGCUGUCACGUGAUGAAGCUAAAGGAAGAGGAGCCCUGUUGUCAGACAUAUGCAAAGGGGCCAGGCUGAAAAAAGUCACAAACGCCAAUGACAGAAGUGCGCCUGCUCUUGAGAAAUCUGGAGGGGGUGGAGGUGGCGGCGGCAGCAGUGGAGGAGGAGGAGGAAGUGGAGGGGGCUUUGGUGGUGGCUCUGGACCAAUGCCAAUGGGAGGCUUGUUUAGUGGAGGAGUGCCCAAACUUCGUCCAGUGGGAGACGGCACCGCUGGCAGAGCAGCACUUCGGCCUCCAGGUUCGCGUCCCGCUAUGCCACGUCCUACGAGUCAGCAACCAAGUGAAGACAGAUCCUCACCCCCUCAGCAACCUAGGAAUCCUCGCCCAUCGCUACCUGACAUUUUGAAACCGAGCAGCGGCGGCAGCUCUGCGAAACCCAGCAGCUCUGCCCCUCCUCCUCCCCCGCCUUUCAAUCGCCGUGGAAAUAACCCCCCUCCCCCUCCCACUCCCAGUCAGAGCUCUGGUCGUUCUUAUGGGGUAGAGAAGCCCCUUCCACCACCUAGUACAAACAGAGCACCUCCUCCUCCAUCACCUGCACGUGAAGCACUGGCAAAAGCUACUUCUCGCUCUUCACCUGUAAUUGCAUCAUCUCUACCACCCCCUCCUCCUUACCGACAGCCCCCUUCAGUGGCUAAUGGUGAUCCACCACCUGAGUUGCCCCAGAGGCGGAACUCGCUUCAUAGGAGGAGCAGUGGCCACGCUCGUAGCCAAGCCCCACCACCACCACCGCCUCCAUCCCAGCAAAACAACCGACCACCACCGCCAGCUCGAGACCCUCCAGGACGCAAACAUGGCCCUCAAGGUCCCCCUGCUGCAUCGCGGAAUGGGACUCGUGACGCACCCCCUCCUCCUCCCCCGGCCCGCGUACAAAGUGGUAGCUCGCAAAAUUCCUACGAGAGCCGAUCGAGGCACCCGCCACCUGUCUCUUCUGGUCGCCAACCCACAUCACAUCCUCCCCCACCUCCACCUAUGCGAAACGGACAUGCGCCUGUCCCUAGGAGUUUCACUGAUGACUUUGAAUCCAAGUACUCCUUCCAUCCUGUUGAGGAUCUGCCACCUCCAGAAGAGUACAGACAGUUCACAAAAAUCUAUCCCAGUAAAACCAAUAAAGCCAUGACGCGAGGAGCUCCACCUGCGCCACCUGUUGGGAGAUGAUGUGCACUCAAAGAGAAAAAUGGCUAAACCUUAUUGUGGAAUCGAAUUAUACACAUAUACAUGUACACACACUAUCACCGCUGUAUGCAAAAGAGACCAGAAGCUGUCUUUUAGCAGAAUGCAAAAUGAAACUUUACCUGACUAACUGAAAUAUUCUCAGGUGAGGAGGAUUUAGGCCAUUAGUUAAUAAUAACAAUAAUAAUAAUAAUAAUAAUGUGACCAAACUUUUGCACAUAUGUUUAAAAGAUUUAGAAGUUGCGUUUAUAAAUAAAUAGUAACUAUGCAUUCCAAGUGAAAAAAAGACACUUUUUCGUACAUCUAAAAUAUAAUGAAUGUUUUAAGCACACUACAUGAUGUCUGAAAAGCUCCAGCCGGAUGUACCUCGAGACCAGAGAACACUGUAAAGUGUCAUGGUCCUGAUCAGUUCAUAUGUUCAUUCUGUUAAGUGUUAAGAGGACCCAAACUACACAAGCUUAUAUAUGCAUUCCACAUUCUUUGUGUAACAGAUACCAUAGUACCAUUUUUGUAGCACUUGUUAAUCAUCAUUAACACUAUUAGAGUGCAAGGAGAGAUUGUAGAAGGUAAUCAGUAGACAAUCGUUGCAUUAUAACACGUAAAUAGUGACUUUUUUUGUCACAGAAUAAUAAUGAAAAAAAAAUAGAAUUACUGUAUCAUCUGUUUCUCUCAUAAGGGAUCAAAUGUGUCAUUAUUAGAUAAAAAGUUUAUAACUGUUAUUAAAAAAAAUCAUGUUGAUUAUUUGGCCAACAUGAAUGUUUUGGGGGGCUAUACAAUUUUUCAUUGUACAAACCCUAAAUACUUCUACACUUCAUCUAUGAAAUUGAUGUGGAUGAAUAGUUAAGCAACCAUUUGUUUUAUUUUUCAGCUAAAGUGGGUUGCCAAACGUGCAAAUGCAUUAUUUCUAUCUGUGAAAAGGGAUUUUUUUUUUUUAUAGGUAUUGAUUUAGCAGAUUUUAACCACUUCUGUAAAACUGACCAAAUGCAUACCCUAAGUGCCACUAAGCCCACUAUGUAUUUACAGUAGGCUCUGCCAUGUUUGUGUAAAGGGCCUGCUUGUAUACGUGUGGUGCGAACUGUGCUGCUGAAAAUACCACAGUCUUCUCCGGUUUUUAUCUCGAAUUACUUUGGAAUACGUAGAAUGCUCAAGCAGAAUUGACUGUUUCCAAUCUUUCACUAAUUUACUGAUACCAUUUUUUAAUGCAAAAUCUAAAUGUAAUGUAUAAAACACUAUAUGUAGGUAGGAAUUUUAAUGUGUAUAAAAGAAUAUUGUGUAUAAUGUAUGAUAGAGAAUUAAACAACAGCCUAUAAUUGAGCAUAUGACAGAAGAAUAUUAAUAGCAAAGGAUAAAGCCUGGUUUAAUACCAGGACCCUUUUUUUGUUUAUUGACCAGGGGACAUAUUAUGAUAUAUGUCCUUUUCACAUUUUUCUUGGCUGAUUGUAAUUUUAAGUAAGUUACAGUGGCCUUGCCAAAUGUUCACAUUGAGACGUUUAGGGUGUGUGUGUUUGUAUGUAUGACUUUGUCUUGUUAAAUUUUAAAUAAAACGGUUAUGGGGGAAAAUA
Clarias gariepinus (North African catfish) is the source of this 3868-nucleotide messenger RNA. RefSeq names its product WAS/WASL interacting protein family, member 2a (gene wipf2a). The record is from RefSeq and is a predicted model, not a curated record. Gene Ontology annotation, molecular function: actin binding. NCBI's taxonomy places the organism in Eukaryota, Metazoa, Chordata, Actinopteri, Siluriformes, Clariidae. Bases 1011 to 2291 code for a protein of 426 amino acids. The transcript has 8 exons.